Molecule: messenger RNA, 920 nt
Organism: Magallana angulata
Lineage: Eukaryota; Metazoa; Mollusca; Bivalvia; Ostreida; Ostreidae
Product: P2X purinoceptor 7-like
Exons: 3
Coding region: 266-826 (186 amino acids)
Source: RefSeq, a predicted model, not a curated record
GUCAUAUGAAACGAUUUUUAACAGUGGUAUUUUACUUCAAAAACAUAAAGAUUGAUUCACAUUUAAACUAAAAUACGUAAAGAAAAUUUUUUUCUAAGUCGCUUUAGUAUGUAAUAAUGGUGUAAACUUGUUCAAUUAAAAAAAUUGUUACUCGCUUAUCGUUCUUGAUUAUGACGUCACAAAGACCCACUGAUGUAAACAAUGUUAUGAAAAUAGAGUGAUUUUACGCUAUUUUAUUGAUCAAAAUCUGCUCAAUACCAUUGACAUGGAAGAAUCUUUAUUUGCUGACGAUCUACCCGAUUUCGUGGUACAGCCGUAUCAGUUCGAACCAGUCAAAAAUAACGCCCAACACACGGAUGACUUUGGUUCUUCAUCGGAAGAUGAAGAAGAUGAUCUUGGACAGCCUAUGGGUCAAUUUCCUUUGCCCACAGAUACUAACUGGUGUAAAUGUGGCAACUGUGUGAUUAUGGACACAGCUAGAGAAUGUAAAUGCUGUCACGACAUCGCUGAAGUAUGCAGUCGCAUGGAAGAAAUAGCAUGUGACUGUAUUAUCCAGCAUCCUAGCUUUGCAGUGAAUUGCCUGAAUCACUACGUCCUAGAUGUCUCCUACUAUGAAUAUAUCCAAAACAAUGGACCCCUGGGAAACGAUGAGCCAAUCCAUGAGCUGUAUCGACAUUUAGCAUAUCGUCGGUUUGCAAGAUUUAUUUGGCGGCGCUUAGGAAGACACAACCGACGCAUACUGCCAGCUUGUGUAGUGACAGCUAUAAGACAGAAAUUUCCAAGCCAACAAUAUUGCGGAUUUCGGUAUCCCGGGGAACCUCGCUAACGUAUAAUAUUCGGCGACUCAUUCAAAAUUAUUAUUAAGAAUGUUGUACAUUAUAAAAAUAAGAAGAUAUGAAAAUAAAUUGCUUUAGCCUUAA